AUGUCUUCCACUACCAUGGACAAGCCCACGGAUAACGAGGAAAAAGAUCUCUUCGACUCUGACUCCGAGGAGGAGGAUCCUGCCGUUGUCGCUGAGCGAAACAAGCGCCUCGAGGAAUACAAGGCCAAGAAGGCCGCUAAGCCCCCCAAGCCUGCCGCUAAGUCUCUGGUUACCCUGGAUGUCAAGCCCUGGGAUGAUGAAACAAACAUGGAGGAGCUCGAGGCCAAUGUCCGCGCCAUCGAAGUCGAGGGCCUUGUGUGGGGUGGCUCCCAGCUCGUUGAUAUCGGCUUUGGUAUCAAGAAGCUCCAGAUCAAUCUAGUCGUCGAGGACGACAAGGUAUCUCUUGAUGCGCUCUACGCCCAGAUUGAAGAAGAUGAGGAUCAUGUCCAGUCUACCGAUGUGGCUGCCAUGCAAAAGUUAUGA
Penicillium vulpinum is the source of this 423-nucleotide messenger RNA. RefSeq names its product elongation factor 1-beta family protein. Bases 1 to 423 code for a protein of 140 amino acids. The transcript is spliced from 2 exons. Gene Ontology annotation, cellular component: cytosol; eukaryotic translation elongation factor 1 complex. Gene Ontology annotation, biological process: translational elongation. Gene Ontology annotation, molecular function: guanyl-nucleotide exchange factor activity; translation elongation factor activity. The record is from RefSeq and is a predicted model, not a curated record. Lineage: Eukaryota; Fungi; Ascomycota; Eurotiomycetes; Eurotiales; Aspergillaceae.